AUGGCCCAACCCGCUCACGACGUCGUGGGCGCGUUCGCGCAGGCGCUGCAGCACCGCUACUUGAGCUCCGCCAGCUCACCGAACCUUCGCGCGUUUGAGGUGACAUCGGCAGCCUUCCUCGAUGCGCUCUUCGCCUCGUGCGGCGACGACCUUGGGCGGCUCCGGGACACGCUGCAAUGCGUCUUGCUGGCGCAGACGCUUCCGCCGGCUCUGGCGGCGCAGGUCAAGACGUGGCAAGCGAAUGAGCUUCAAUUGGACUACGCUAGCCUCAAGCGACGCGUCGUGGCAGCUAUGGCCGAUGCGCCCACGCCAGUCCGCAAGCGCCGACGCGCGGCCACCGACGCAUGGACCUUGGACGACUCUGCGCGCCGACCGCGACGCUUCCGAGACAGCGACUGCGCGAUCUGCAGUACGUGCAUGCACCCAACGUAUGCAUGCCCAAAGCUCGACCCGCAAAUCCACGCGCUCGAGACGUACGGCUGCUCGUACUGCUCGACGUACUGCCACACACUCGAACGCUGCGCGAUCUUGCGUGCGGAUCUUGGUGCCGGCUCCGUUCGCGCCGGAGCUAUCAUUCCUGCGUGGCUUCUGUGUGGCUACUGCCGCCUCUUUGAGGUCCUCGACUGCCACGACGCUGCGUACUGCAGCCGCCUUGCCCACGAUCGGCGGUCGGGCGCGGUGCAUGGCAGCUACAAGGCGAGACCGACCGGCGAGUUGGUACCAUCACCACCGGCGGCAGCACCUCAAGCUAUCACACCUGUACGUGCGUCGGCGCCUCGCAAGGCUGUUCAGCAGGCGGCCCGUCCUCGUCUACCACGCGCCACCCUCGGGUGCUUGUACUGUACAUCGACCAAGCACACCACGCGCAACUGCGGCGACCUGCGCCGGGACGUACGCUACGACCGCGUUCGGUCGUCGUUCGAAUUGCCACCCGAUCUCGCUUGCGCCUACUGCAAAGCCCGCGGCGAUGUAAAGCUCCACCGUACGAUGCGCUGCCGCCAAUUGGAGCUCGACCUGCAGCAUGGUGACGUCCGGCUAGCGUUCGAAUCGUUGCGGCCGACGUCGUCGGGGCCACCGCGGGCAACAGCCGCCGAAUUUGAAGCUGCGCUGGAGAAGCUACGGCGGGCCCGGAAGGCCGCUGCGUAG
This is a messenger RNA of Saprolegnia parasitica CBS 223.65, 1146 nucleotides long. RefSeq lists its product as hypothetical. The coding region runs from base 1 to 1146 and encodes 381 amino acids. The transcript has a single exon. NCBI's taxonomy places the organism in Eukaryota, Oomycota, Saprolegniomycetes, Saprolegniales, Saprolegniaceae. The record is from RefSeq and is a predicted model, not a curated record.